AUGGCGUCUUCUUCUUCCUCCUCAUUAUCCGUCAUCAUUUUCCUCCUCUUGGCGCCUCUCUGCCUUUCAAGUGAGUCACCUUUGCAAAUCCCAAACGCAACCCUAGAUCUCUCUUUACUAUGGUACGGCCAAUUCACGCCGGUUCAAAAGGAGCGGGUUCACGAUUUCGUAGAAUCGCUUAACUUCGACGCCAAGGAAGGUCUUGACCCGAAGGUAUCAUCAUGGUGGAAAGUGGUGGAGAGUUACCAAGAGAGGUUUGAGCUGAAGGAGAUUUACCGACAGAAGAAGAACAACACCGUAACUCCGAGGAUUAAGGUAAAGAUUGUCCGGACUUAUGUGGAUGAGAAGAUGAAAUAUGGAAAUGAAUUAACAAUCGGUAAUGGUGAGAAACUUGUUGAGACGGCUACUGGUAAUAUGUCCAAAGUGAUACCCGUGGUAUUUCUUUCGUCACACGUUCGGGCUCAUGGCAUAGGGUUUUGUAACAGAACUUGCCAACAAAAUGCCCUUGCCAAAAUCGAAGGUUUGAUCUUCUCUUCUUCUUAUUCUAAUUGA
Camelina sativa (false flax) is the source of this 552-nucleotide messenger RNA. NCBI's taxonomy places the organism in Eukaryota, Viridiplantae, Streptophyta, Magnoliopsida, Brassicales, Brassicaceae. The record is from RefSeq and is a predicted model, not a curated record.